CAACUGGCCCCUCUCCAGGGUGAGCUGCAGAGGAGAGAGAGAGAAAGAGAAGCGUAAACCUCUAAAAAAUUGGGCUGAGGGCACUUUAAAUCUUUCCUGUCCCUGCUUGCUCAUUCCUGUCUAGUACAAUAUAAUCAGAUCCUCUCAGAGUCAAGCCCCUUUCCUUACUGAAGGCAGCCUGGAAUUGCUCUGCUUGUGUGUGUGAAACAGAGAGACAGACGGAUUGUGAUUUUCCUGUGCAGUGCUGCUGUCUCCAUUCUGAGCCCAGGAGGGGAUAGAGAGCUCUGGGCACUAGAGUGGAGUUUGCCAUUUGCUGUGGGUUUUCUUGCCUUUUUGGCAUUUCAACGCGGGCUUGGAGCCUUUGGGAGAAGAUGCUUUGGAGGGACUGGAUCCUUCUCGUCCCAGGCUGAGCUUCCCAAGCCCCAUUACUUUUCUCUAUUGGGUUUUGGUUUUGGCUGGGGGGUUCUGCUGCCUUUGCAGCCCAGCUCUUGCCUUUCACGCUAUUGAACUGGAAUGAACUGGGACUCCUCUGAUUUUUUUAUAUUUUUUUCUUCCUGGAAAGUUUUUUUUUCGUCUCCUCCCUUCCCUACCCCCCAGUUGAUUGUGAAAUUCCGUUUGGAUGGGCUCAAACCUUCUCUGACUGAGGUGCUCACCCAGGCUCUCAGCUGCUUGUUAUUAUUCAUAAUUCUUUUUGCUCCUUUCCUACCUGUUGGCUGGUGGUGGAGGAAGUUUCUGCACUUCUGGGUUUGCAAGGAUUUUGCCCUUCUCAGUCCCUCUGGAUUCCCUGCACUCCAGGAUGCUGUUGCUGCUGGGGAUGAGGAUGUUAUAAACUUCUAGAGGGGACAGAUAUUUUUUCUCCCCCUCGAUUUCCCUAUUUGGAGAGGAUACAGAUCUGAGGUGUUGAGCUCAGCUUGCUCCUUGGUUUUCCCCCCUCCCCUUCUCUGUGGCGAUUGAGGGAAGAUCCCAGUUCUUUUUAGUAGCUGUUUUGCUGGGGCAAUCUGAAAUUUCUGUCCUCGGAGAGUGAUCUGUAUCGAUCUGCUGGCUUCCCUCAGAGCUCCUAGCCAAGGACCUUAUGGGAUUUUCCUUUAAUCUACUUCAUGUUCUAGGGUUUCGGUGGAGCUGGCCAUGAUGUUCCGGUUCCUGGUGGCUGCCCUCUUCCCGGCUGUGAUCCUGGCUGCGCCACCGCCCAUUAACAAACUGGCCCUUUUCCCGGACAAGAGCGCGUGGUGCGAGGCGAAGAACAUCACCCAGAUUGUGGGGCACAGCGGCUGCGAGUCUAAGUCCAUCCAGAACAGGGCCUGCUUGGGACAGUGCUUCAGCUACAGUGUCCCCAACACCUUCCCUCAGUCUACAGAGUCCCUGGUGCACUGUGACUCCUGCAUGCCCGCCCAGUCCAUGUGGGAAAUCGUGACACUGGAUUGCCCGGGCAACGCCGAGAUCCCCCGAGUCGACAAGCUGGUGGAGAAGAUCCUCCGCUGCAGCUGCCAGGCCUGCGGGAAGGAGCCGAGCCACGAGGGAGCGCUGUUCAACGUCUACCUGAACGCAGAGGAGAACCUGCCCGCCGAGGGCCCCAACCCCCAUCACUACAUGCACCACCAGCAGGAGGCAGAAGAAACUCCCAUCUCCAACCGCCACCGCGAGGAGGAGGGGGGCGAGGAGUGACCCACACCCUCCAGGACUGUCCUUCCAGCCUGCAGUGCGGACAGGGGGUGGUGCACGGGGGAGGGGGUGGGGCUGCGGGGUGAUUACCUGUCUACUAACUACCCAUCAUGCUUUGCUCUUAGCGGCGCUGUGGGGUGGGCAAGAACGUCCGAGGCGCAGACGGGGCUUGGGCUGAGACGUGGGGAUGGGAGCGCGGGGGGAUCUGAGCAAACCUACUUGCACAUCAUAGUGAUAAUAUAUUGUCGGGGGUGGGAGGUCAGGGGCAGCAGCCGGAAGGGGCAGGACGGGACCCCUCGGGGACUGAGGGUGGCACAGGCUGGCUCUGCAGGGUUUGGAACCGGGCUUCGGAGCCUCUUAUGCCUUCUCUUCCUUCUCUGUAGUUUUAAUGGACUCUCGCUGGGAGACCAGCCUCUCUGCUCCACCCCCUGCUGCUCUCCUGGGAUGUCUGUGAGGGUGAGCGAUCUCCCGCAUCCUCCUGGGAGUGGGGCAGCCCCCCAGCCUCCUGGGAGUGUAGGGCUGCCCUCUCUGCUGCCCCUAGGGAUGGGUGCUGUAGAGAGACUGCAAAACGAGGGGAUAGGAAGAUCUUUUCUUCUCCUUACCCAGAGGAACUCAUGAUUGAAACUGCACCCAGCUCUGGGUUCAGGCAGGUCUUGGUUCUUGAUUUGCCCCAAAUGUGACUCCAGGAGGGAAAUGGGGGAGCCUAAAAAGGGUUUUAUCCCCAGUGCUGGUUAUCCGCGGGACGGAGAUGGUGUGUGCUGGGCAUGCCGAGCGCUGAGGGUGAAAGGAGAUGCACGUGCAUGCUGGGGCCUGGGACAGGAAUGACACGGUGGCCUAUGGGGGCCAGGAGGGCUGGUGGAAAGGAGUGGAGGGUCUAGGGACUCUGCAUUUCUCCAGCACUCCCAUGCUCUGUAUUCUUUGGCUCCUAUUGGUCUUGGCCCAGAAAACAGGGUGUUUCCAGUUGCUCAUGUCCCUGGGUUUAUUGAUGGACCCUGGCACUCCCUCCUGUCCCUCGUCCUCUGGAGUGGGUCAAGGAGAAGCAAAGCAAGGGGCAGGAGGGACUCUCCUUGCUCGCUGCCUAGUCUGAGUCCACUGCAAACCUGGCGUGCACCCAGCCGAGAAGGAAGAGCUCCCUUGGGGGAAGGCAGGGGAGGGUCAGGGGACUUGGGGGAGGCCACUGUCACUCAGAGGAGUGGAGAAUCCAGGCAGCACUGGCAUCUCCACAACUUGGGAAGGGUCAGUGACUGGGAGAUAUUCAGCCACUCAGAGUGGGAGCUGGAUGCUCACUAGCCUGAGUUGCUGUUUGUUCACUUCCCAGGGGCCAGCCAGAACUGGGGCUCAAGACCUAAUGCUUUACAAGUGGACCCAGAAAUCUUCCUUCCUCUCCCUACCCCGCCGCCCAGCCAAACCUCCUGCCAUAUUUGCGUCUGUUCCCAAUGGUUUUAUAAGGCACUGCUGGGCGUAGAGGGGCCUCUCUCUGCUCUGUCUGGCACCUGAAAGGGAGGCUCUUCUGGGAGGGAGUCAGGGUGCACAGUGAGCCCUGGGGAUCCUCCCUCAGUACAGAGCUCGGUUGAGCCAGCGACAGAUUGGGUGGCGUCCCUCUACCAGGGAGUCUGGGGCACGUGUCAUAGACUCUUCUCCAAUCUGCCCCUCCUGCCUCGGCUUCUCUGCAGCACUUUAACAGAUAGUGGCGGGAGGGGGUGAGUUGAUCUCCUUGGUGGGAAUGGAACUUAGCGGGAAAUUGCUCCUUAUCUCCCCUUCAGGCUGCCGGGUAUUGGGGAGACGUUUGGUUGGGGACCUGAGGGCCAGCCCUGCCUGUCUCGCUAACCGCCUUCGCUCUGUUGUAUAAAGCUGAUCUCUUUGUUGCUUUUCUGACAAAAGCUUCCAGAGCUUGUCAUCAAUAUAUUUUUCCUUUUGACGGGAUUUUUUUUUCUUAAAUAAAUAAGUUUUAACUUCCA
Molecule: messenger RNA, 3617 nt
Organism: Gopherus evgoodei (Goodes thornscrub tortoise)
Lineage: Eukaryota; Metazoa; Chordata; Testudines; Testudinidae
Product: neuroblastoma suppressor of tumorigenicity 1
Exons: 4
Coding region: 1126-1662 (178 amino acids)
Biological process (GO): animal organ morphogenesis
Molecular function (GO): receptor ligand activity; BMP binding
Source: RefSeq, a predicted model, not a curated record